Messenger RNA from Bombus pascuorum, 1538 nucleotides. RefSeq names its product probable GDP-L-fucose synthase (gene Gmer). The coding region runs from base 171 to 1139 and encodes 322 amino acids. The transcript has 7 exons. Lineage: Eukaryota; Metazoa; Arthropoda; Insecta; Hymenoptera; Apidae. The record is from RefSeq and is a predicted model, not a curated record. Gene Ontology annotation, biological process: nucleotide-sugar biosynthetic process. Gene Ontology annotation, molecular function: GDP-L-fucose synthase activity.
AUAUUCGUUGCCAGAUGGCAAUAUGAACGUUUUUAUCUUAUAGCAAUUAUAGUACAAUUCGAACUUGAUCUUUAUCAUUUUUUUUAUGUAAUUAUUGUAAGUGAUUUAUUCUACCAGAGAGAUUCUACUUGUUUGAUACUAAAUAUUUGUUUUUAUGCAUUUCAUGAAACAUGUCUGAAGGUAAAAAGAUUAUACUUGUAACUGGUGGAACAGGACUAGUUGGUAGAGCUAUUGAACAUGUCAUCGAAACAAAUAAAAAUGAAAAUGAAAAAUGGAUAUUUGUAGGUUCUAAAGAUGCAGACUUAUGUGAUAAAAAGGAUACAGAGAAAUUAUUUGAGAAACAUAAACCUACACAUGUUAUUCAUUUAGCUGCUAUGGUUGGUGGCUUAUUCCAUAAUAUGACUCACAAUUUGGAUUUUCUGCGUAGGAAUAUUCACAUGAACGAUAAUGUAUUACAAACUGCUCAUGAAAAUGACAUUGUCAAAGUCAUAUCAUGUUUGUCAACUUGCAUAUUUCCUGAUAAAACAACAUAUCCUAUUGAUGAAACCAUGAUUCACAAUGGCCCACCUCAUCCAUCAAAUUAUGGUUACAGUUAUGCCAAGCGUCUUAUAGAUAUCCAAAAUAGAGGCUAUUAUGACCAGUAUCAUAGAAUUUAUACUAGUAUCGUUCCAUGCAAUGUGUUUGGGCCAAAUGAUAAUUUUCAUCCCAGUGCCAGUCAUGUCAUACCAGGUUUAAUACGCAGACUUUAUGAUCUAAUAAAAGAUGGAAAUACUGAAGAUAAGGUAUUUACCAUAUUAGGUUCUGGGAAGCCACUGAGACAAUUUAUUUAUAGUUUAGACUUAGCUAACUUAAUAAUAUGGGUAUUGAGAGAGUAUAACUCUGUGGAACCAAUUAUAUUAUCAGUUGACGAAUCACAAGAAGUUACAAUUUCUCAAGUAGCUGAGGCAAUUGCACAAGCUUUUAAUUUUAAAGGAAAACUGGUAUAUGAUACGUCUGCUGCCGAUGGACAGUAUAAGAAAACAGCAAGCAAUGCAAAAUUACGAAAAUAUUUACCAAAUUUUCAAUUCACUCCAUUUAAUCAAGCCAUUAAAGAUACCGUUGAUUGGUAUAUAAAAAAUUAUGAUCGAGCGAGAAAUUAGUAGACGUUGAGAACUAAUUAAUGUUUCAUUUACGCUAAUUUUGGUUCUGUACAAAAUUAGGAAAAUGAGAAGACCACUACUCUAAGCUUAUAUUGUACAAUGUAAUGUAAUAUAAUAUCUACGGCAGGAAGUGACGAAAUUAUAUAUAUUGCUGAGUUUAUUUCAACAAUAUUUCAACCUCGUAUAGUUAGAAGAAGACAAUUGUAUUAAAAAUUGUAUUUUUAAUUAAUUACAUAAUUAUAAGUAAGUUAUUAAAAAAUUACGGGUACAUGUCUUCUAAUUUUUCGUUAAUUUGACGGAUAUAUCCAUCAAGAUAUGUUAAGAAUUAGAAGCGGAUAUUAAGCUGUUGUUACUAUAAAUACCGUAUAUUUUUAGAAUAAAUAUUUCCUACAUAUGAAA